AUGAAACUUCAUCAAAUUGCAUUGUGUUUGUUGUGGAUCAAAGCCUCUAGAGGCGCAGAGUGUCCAACCGAUGAGAUUAGCUUUCUAAGGGAAUUUGAAGACCCAUUGUAUGAAGAAGGACAAAGUGUAUCGCUGUUCUGUCACUUUUUUGUGUCUGCCGAUUGUGGACCAAUCAAAUGGGACUUUACAUCAGGACGAGAAAUAUCUAUCAUCGUUCCAUCAUCGAGAUUUCAAAUACAUGACGUCACCAACGAAACAGGACUAUAUUCAACGCUUACGAUAAAUCCAAUAACCGUGCGAGAUGAGAAUUCUAUCGCUUGCCGCGUUCGAGGAAUGACAAUACUUUAUUCCAUCCAUAUUAUACCACUUCCAAAGGUAGUGAUCUCCCCUUUAUUUAAGGCUGUAGAAAAAGGAAGUGACGCCAUCAUUGUUUGUAACAUCACAAAUGAACAUCUUCGGCUCUUCAAUGAUACAUUCAAGUGGUGUCAUGGCUCCGAUGAAAUUCAAAAUACGAGUCAUAUUGAUGUUAAGGGUGUAUCUACCCUUAACUUAACUAGGGUGACUUUAAGGGACAGUGGACGAUACGGAUGUGGUGCACGAGGCUAUGAUGACGCAUGUGCAAACAUGAAACACGUCAGCAGGUUAGAGGUAUAUAGAACAAAAGGUACAACCUUUUGUAUAGAAGAAUUUGAUAACAGAACGGGACUUACUUGGGUUAAAACACCUGCAGGAACUUUAGUAAUGCAGCCGUGCAGGUCCAACUUCACAGGUAUUACAGAACGUCUGUGCGAAGACAAUGGUGUUUGGGGAAUCGUCAUCGAAAUAGACUGUGUUAGACAGGAGAUUCAGUCAGCGCUAGAAGAUAUCCUUCACCUGGAGAGUACACCUGGGAAUACAGAAUCAGUCAUAAAUACUGUUAUAUCAAGUAUAUCGGCUGUUACAGCAAAUUCAGAAAGUUUGACCUCAGGUGACCUCAACUCCACAACAACAAUCUUAGAAAGAGUCGUCAGUAUCAUGAGCAAUACUGCUGACAACGUUAUCGUAAACGAACAGGUCUUUGUUGGUAUCAUCAAUGACAUGCUUGCACCAGAUUACCAGGUUACUUGGAGCGAAGUCAACGAUAAGAGUUCUGACGCAGUUGCCGGUAACCUAAUGAAAAUAAUUGAAAAUUUUGGAUGCAUUGUUACACGAAAUCUUCCAACAGGCAAUCUGAUUAUUCUGAACAGAAGUAAUAUCAAUGUGGAAUUCAGAAAAAUCGAUGCAACAGUCCGUAUGAUUAAUUUUUAUCCCGAGCAGACAUUAACUGGCUCGGAUGUUGGUAUUUCUCUGAACCUGGACUCCGAAUCUGCAAGUGAUAUUACGUACACAGCCGCAUUUUACAGAACGAUUUCAGGAUUCCUUCCUCGGAGUAGCAGUAACCGUGGUGUACCGGAGUAUUCAUCCGAAGUUAUCUCCCUUUCAAUUGGAUCUGGAAUGACUACCAACCAUCUGUCUACGCCUGUUGUUUUGAACUUUGACACAGAAAAGUUGAUACGAAAGAAUAACCUGACUGGUGAGCUGAAUACAAAAUGCGUAUUUUGGGAUUUUGGAGCAAAAAAGUCUCCAGGCUGGUCAAGUAAAGGCUGUCGACGAGUAAACGAUUCAUGUCAUUGUGAGCAUCUGACCAAUUUCGCCGUACUGAUGAGUCCCAUACAAAUUCUGGAUGAACUGACAUUGAUAAACCUUAAGAUGAUCACUAUAGUUGGCUGCAGUAUAUCGGUGGCGGGGACGGUGCUUACCAUGUUAACCUACCUAGUAUUAUGGAGGCAUGUGAAGAAUGACCAAACUCGUCUGCUGAUGAACCUCUGUGUAGCGUUGACAGUGUCCUAUGUAUUGUUUCUUACAGGGAUAGACAAAACUGAAAAUGAUGCUGUGUGUACCACGAUAGCAGUAAUGCUGCACUACUUCUUCCUUGCGACGUUUUGUCUUAUGUUGGCAGAAGGCGGUGUUCUUCUGAUGUCUGUGACGAUAGUAUUUUACUCCAAGUCAAAACUCAAAUGGCUCCUUGCAUUCGGCUGGGGUACCCCAGCUUUAGUGGUUGGAAUCACAGCAGGGAUAACAAGAGCCCAGAAAUACCAUUCUCAGUACCAUUGUUGGUUGAAUAUUUCAAAUGGUGUUCUUUAUUCAUUUGUGGGUCCAGUGAUUGCAAUAAUACUGAUGAAUAUUGCUGUUAUUGUUCGUGUGCAAAGGGCUAUCUAUUCGUCACAUUUUAUUGUUACGAAAACACGCAGACAAAAAAUCAUGACUGGCGUGCGGAGCAUAUCAAUAUUACUUCCGGUUUUGGGGGUCACAUGGCUGUUUGGAAUACUUGCAGUGAAUGCCGAUUUUGUUGUGUUCCAGUACAUCUUCGCAAUAGCUAACUCCUUACAGGGCUUCUUUAUAUUCUUGUGUUAUUGUGUAUUUAGCGUACCGAUUCGCCGAGCGUUGGAAAACAAAAUAAAAAUGUUAACAUCAGGUGUUCUUUCUUCAAAGGAGGAUUACAAAUUAAAGGUUAUCAAAACGAAGCCCAGCAACGUCACUACAGACAAAUAUGCACUGACCAAUGGAGUUCCUACACCAUUUAAAAAAGCAACCAGCUAUCAGCAAGCAAGCGUGCUCAGACGUUUCGAUUCCUUUACAGCAUUUCCUAAUAAGGCUUCCAGGUGA
Molecule: messenger RNA, 2685 nt
Organism: Ylistrum balloti
Lineage: Eukaryota; Metazoa; Mollusca; Bivalvia; Pectinida; Pectinidae
Product: adhesion G protein-coupled receptor B1-like
Exons: 26
Coding region: 1-2685 (894 amino acids)
Biological process (GO): cell surface receptor signaling pathway; adenylate cyclase-activating G protein-coupled receptor signaling pathway; negative regulation of angiogenesis
Cellular component (GO): membrane
Molecular function (GO): G protein-coupled receptor activity
Source: RefSeq, a predicted model, not a curated record